Molecule: messenger RNA, 2237 nt
Organism: Megachile rotundata (alfalfa leafcutting bee)
Lineage: Eukaryota; Metazoa; Arthropoda; Insecta; Hymenoptera; Megachilidae
Gene: Pez
Product: protein tyrosine phosphatase non-receptor pez
Cellular component (GO): cytoskeleton
Molecular function (GO): protein tyrosine phosphatase activity; cytoskeletal protein binding
Source: RefSeq, a predicted model, not a curated record
CAUAGAAACAGAAUAUAAUCGAGAACGUAAACAAGUUUUAGUAAUUGAACGUAAUAUUAAUCUAGUAUGCUUCGAGUAGUAAAUAACAAUAAAGUUCAUCCGGUUCGAAAGCUGAAUAAAGGAUACUGCAUUAUUUCGUGCAGUUAAUUUUAUUUGCUAUCAAUAUGCUAGUUUACGACAUUUUACGCGCCUGAUCUAUUAUUUAUACAUUUUUCGCGGCAAUUUUAAUUUAUCUUUUACAAAGCGAAGGUCGAACAUUUGACAUUUUGCGUCAAGGACACACGGUAUAAGAACUGUAUACCGCAAUUUUGUAACUAGCAUUAAUGACGUGAACAACGAGGUUAGAAAUGCUUUCGAUUUAUUAACGAUGAAAAGUUAUACAUUUCUCAUGCUUGGCAGAGUGGAAUGUAUACUGUAGGUGUAUGUACAUAAAUUUCGAUUAAAAGUAAAAGUAUCGUGGAACGUGAAACAUUUCGGUGUUCCUUCAUAGUGAUGAGUUAAACGUGUUAUUAAGAUGCCGUUUAAGUUUCAUUUGAAGAAAAGUCGACAGUAUAAUGUGGUUUCAAAGAACCAAUAUGUGAUCUGCAUCGAGUUAUUGGAUACCACUUCUAUAGAAUGUACAUUGAGCAUUGACAGUCUCGGUCAAGAAUGCUUAGACAAUGUGACACAACGUUUAGGCUUGGGACAGCCAGAGUUUUUUGGUCUGCGUUACAUCUCCCGCCAUGAUUCCCUCUCUCCAAGAUGGGUAGACAUGGACAAACCGUUAAAGAAACAAUUGGAAAAGGAGGCCAAAAGUUUCAGCUUAUAUUUAAGAGUGAUGUACUAUGUUACAGAUGUGCAACUUAUUCAAGAUGAAAUGACAAGGUAUCACUAUUACCUUCAGUUGAAGAGUGAUGUUUUGGAAGGUAGAUUUCAAUGUAAUUCCAGACAAGCUACUCUGUUAGCAAGCUACUCAAUGCAGGCAGAAUUUGGUAAUUAUGAUGCAGAACGACACACAAUGGAAUGUCUUCAACAAUGCACACUGUUUCCCAAGGAUGUAAUUCAAGCAGAUCCUGGAGGUCUAGAUUCUCUUUUGCAUACUGCUGUAUGCCAAUACAAGAAUCUCAUGGGUGUUACUCAAGCUGCAUCGGAGGAAUUAUAUAUUUCUAUUGUUAUGCAGUUAGAGGGAUAUGGAAAUGAAACAUUCUCGACUAAGGAUAACGGUAACAACGAGGUAAUACUCGGGAUUUCUAUCAAUGGGAUCAUGGUUAUUUAUCCUAAUACUCAGUCAACACAAUUCUACAGAUGGAAAGACAUAAGCAACGUUAUUAAUCAUAAAAAGACGUUCAGAAUAGAAUGUCAAGCGGAAGGCGAGGAGCCAAAACAAUUUAUAUUCAACGAAUCGCGCAAUGCAAAAUAUGUGUGGCGUUUAUGUAUAGCACAACACACAUUUUAUAUGCAACACCAAGAAUCUCGUCCAUUAGAAAGAUCGACAAACGGGUAUUUUGAUAGCGAUACAAACGAUUCAGGGGAUCAUGCAGUGUCCGUAAAUUUGGACAAUAGGAACAUGGAGGGUCACACACGGUGGACAAGUUAUAAUGAUUUAUCAACGUCGCCAUAUCCUGUCGUGUCCGUAUCAUCGACGGACAUAAACAACUUACGUGCCUUACUCCCAUCGUACAGACCUGCUCCUGAUUACGAGACUGCUGUUCAAAUGAAAUACAAUAACGGGGGAAACCCUCCCCAACCUUAUUACGCUAAUCAAUCAACUAUUGUUGGAGCUGAUAUUUCGUGCCUUCUCGGUAAUGUUGUUAAUCGAAAUAGAUACUAGAAUUUUUAACAUAUACAUUCUGCGGAAAUAGUUGUACAAACACAGUCACUCUAAGUAUUAUAAAUGUUUCCAUGGAACAGUAUUUUCUAGCAAUCAUUCUUACAGAUAUAUAUUUUCAUUAAAAGAAAGAAAUAGGAAAUCCUAUAGAGAUUAACAGUAAAGACUGAUACGCACAAUUAUAGAAAUUGUUUUUCCAUUCUGUAUGAUCAAUUUAACGGUAUGUUAUUUUUAAGCAUUAGUAUUUUAUUGUAGUCUUGCUUUAAGUGUAUGCUGAAAAACGUAUUUUAAAAUUCCCUUUAGAUAGGGAAGUAAAUGUUCCAAUUAUAUCAGUGUUCAAAAUAAUACAAUGUUAUAUCAUACACUAAUGUAUCAUUGUUAAUGUAUAACUAUUAAAGGAUAUUUUAUUGUAAAUACAUUGUAACCUUAU